GCAGUGACGAAAACGAAUGAGCUGUACAGGAGAAAAAGUAGAAACAGGUUUACUUAGAUAUAGGAAAGAAUUUAAUACACGCGACUUCCCGAAUCCAAGGGUAACUAAAAGAACACCAGUAGCAUCUUGGAAGUGGUGUCCCUUUAUUCAGUACACUCUGUGGAACACUAUAAACAUGGCUCAAUGGAAGGAAGUCCAGCACUUAGAAAUUAAGUUUUUGGAGCAGGUGGACCAUUUUUAUGAUGACAACUUCCCCAUGGAAAUUCGACAGUUUCUGGCAGACUGGAUUGAAAAUCAGGACUGGGAUGCUGCUUCAAACAGUGAGUCAAUGGCCACUGUCCUCUUUCACAAUCUAUUGUCACAGCUGGAAGAGCAGUGUUCCCAGCAGAAGAUGUUUCUCCAGAGACACAACCUGAAAAGAAUCAAACAGCAGAUUGAAGUGAAAUAUAGAGCAAAUCCUUUGCACAUGGCAGGAGUUAUAUCGAACUGCCUUAGAGAGGAGAGGAGGAUAAUUGCUACUUCAUGUAUGUUGGAACAGGGACCACUGGAGACAUCCAUGCAGAACUCGGUUGUUUUCGAAAGACAAAGAAAUUUGGAAAACAGGGUAGCUGUGAUAAGGAGCAGUGUGCUGAUAAUCGAACAAGGUGUGAAAUAUUUGGAAGACAUGCAGGACGAGUUUGAUUUCAGAUUCAAAACACUACAAUCCAGAGACCCAGCUGAAAGGAACAAUGACCAUGUGAGGCAGGAGGUUGUCAGACUGCAGGACAUGCUGAACACACUGGACUACAAGAGGAAGGAAACACUUGGUAAGAUGACAGACCUCAUAAAGGAAAUUGAAUCACUAAUGAACACGCCGCUGAAUGAGGAGCUAAUGGACUGGAAGAGACGGCAGCAGAUCACCUGCAUUGGAGGGCCUCUUCUAACAGGGCUCGACCAGCUGCAGAACUGGUUUACAUUGACAGCACAGAGCUUAUUUCAAGUCAGAAGGCAGCUGGAUAAGUUGGAAGAGCUUGUGAUGAAAGUAACAUAUGAUGGAGACCCUAUUCCCUUAGAAAAACCUCACCUGGAAGAAAGGGUCAAAUUAUUGAUCUACCACCUCAUUAAAAGCUCAUUUGUGGUCGAAAGGCAGCCCUGCAUGCCAACCCAUCUUCAGAGGCCGCUUGUGAUUAAAACUGGAGUGCUGUUCACCACCAAGCUCAGGUUGCUGGUUAAACUACCAGAAGUAAACUAUCAGCUGAAGGUCAAGACAACAUUUGACAAGGAUCUUCAGGCAGGCAGAGUGAGUCGUCAGUUUUUCAUAUUAGGAACAGCCACAAAACUGAUGGACGUAGAAGAAUUUUCCAACGGAUGUUUGUCUGUGGAGUUCCGGCACCUGCAACUCAAGGAACGCAAAUACGUGAAUGGGUCAAAGGGAAAUGAGGGCCCUCUAUUCGUCACAGAAGAGCUUCAUUCCAUAAGUUUUGAGGCUCAGUUCUCUAUACAGGGAUUAACAAUAGACUUAGAGACAAGCUCUUUGCCUGUUGUUGUUAUUUCCAAUGUGAGUCAGCUUCCUGGUGGUUGGGCUUCUGUUAUAUGGUACAACCUAUUGACAGACGAACCUAAGAACCUGUCUUUCUUCACCAGCCCUCCCCCUGCCACCUGGAGCCAGCUGUCUGAAGUGCUGAGCUGGCAGUUUUCAUCAUUUGUUGGACGAGGUCUCAAUAACGAACAACUCAGCAUGCUAGGAGAGAAACUCCUGGGUCAACACAUUUCCCGCAAUGAGUGCCAGGUUCACUGGUCAAAGUUCUGUAAGGAAAACAUACCUGGGAAGCCUUUCAGUUUCUGGCACUGGUUAGAUUCAAUACUAGAACUAAUAAAGAAGUACCUCCUGCCUCUUUGGGUAGAUGGAUAUAUCAUGGGGUUUGUGAGCAAGGAGACUGAGCGUGCCUUGCUGAAAGAGAAGGAGCCUGGGACCUUCCUGUUGAGAUUCAGCGAGAGCCACUUAGGAGGAAUCACCUUCACGUGGGUGGAUCAGUCGGAGAGCGGAGAAGUGAAGUUUAACUCAGUGGAGCCUUACACCAAGAGUCGUCUGACUGCACUGCCUUUCGCUGACAUUAUCAGAGACUACAAAGUGAUAGUUGAUAGAAAUGUUCCAGAGAACCCGCUAAAGUUACUCUACCCAGGCAUCCCAAAAGAUGAUGCUUUUGGAAAACAUUACAACAGUCAGCCAAGUACAGAAUCACAGUAUAUUCCAUCAGUUUUCAUCCCUGUCUCCCAGUUUACAAAUCCUUCAACUGCCUCAUUCUCCUCACUCGACCUUCUGCCCAUGUCUCCCGGGAUGUUUGAUGAACUCACACAGAAACUCAGUCCUGUGGAAAUUGAGACCGCUAUGAGUUCUCCCUAUUCAGAGUAAUUUGGACUAUCUGAGGAAGUAAAGACAAUCUCUUCAACCAUAUGCACUUAAACCUUUUCUGUUACAAGCUCUGAAAACAAAAGAUUAAAACAAAUCUAACAUCUCA
This is a messenger RNA of Polyodon spathula (Mississippi paddlefish), 2498 nucleotides long. Its product is annotated as signal transducer and activator of transcription 4-like. Gene Ontology annotation, molecular function: RNA polymerase II cis-regulatory region sequence-specific DNA binding; DNA-binding transcription factor activity, RNA polymerase II-specific. The transcript has 25 exons. Gene Ontology annotation, biological process: response to peptide hormone; defense response; cytokine-mediated signaling pathway. NCBI's taxonomy places the organism in Eukaryota, Metazoa, Chordata, Actinopteri, Acipenseriformes, Polyodontidae. The coding region runs from base 17 to 2392 and encodes 791 amino acids. The record is from RefSeq and is a predicted model, not a curated record.